Molecule: messenger RNA, 3633 nt
Organism: Trifolium pratense (red clover)
Lineage: Eukaryota; Viridiplantae; Streptophyta; Magnoliopsida; Fabales; Fabaceae
Exons: 3
Coding region: 1-3633 (1210 amino acids)
Molecular function (GO): RNA-DNA hybrid ribonuclease activity; nucleic acid binding
Source: RefSeq, a predicted model, not a curated record
AUGGCUGGAGAACAUGGAAACAACGAUAAUUCUAGCGUUAACACCUUGCAAGCCGCCGUCGUAGAAAUUCGGCGUUUGCAGACCCAGAUCGCGGCCAUCGAGGCCGAAAGAACACAUGAGAAAGAAAAAGCGAAGAUGAUUUCAGAAGAGGAGGAAGGAGAGAACAUCAUGGAUGUACAGCCUUUGGCACAGCAUUUAUGGGAUACCCAAAUUACGGAAGCAAUCAAGGUUCCUCACCUUCCUACCUUUGAUGGGAAAACUGACCCUCGAGAGCAUUUGAUGACAAUUGGAACACAAACCGCCAUAAUCAAUGCUCCGGAACACCUGAAAUGUAAACUACUAGCCGACACCUUCAAGGAUGUAGCCUUGCGUUGGUAUAUGAACCUUCCAAGGAAUUCAAUAGAAAGCUACGCAGAUUUUCACAAAAAAUUCGUUCACCAGUUCGCCGGAUCGAAACACGUGAAAGUCACAUCAACUAGCCUAUUCUCCAUUCGCCAAAACCACGGCGAAUCGUUGCGUAGUUUUCUAGCCAGAUUCAGCGAGGCCACCAUCAAGGAGGUGAACAAGAGAGCGGAGUGUUACAUAAAGGGCGAAGAAAGCAACGCCGAGAAAAGGCAAAGAGACGCCAAGGAGAAGGAAUAUGUAGGCCGUGCUACUAGAGCCCCAGAACACCCGCGACCAAAAACGGGAAGUCAUCAAGGAAACACAUGGCAAAGGCACCAUGGUAAGCCCUACCAUCAACCGCCAAGGAGAGAGUUCAGGAAUCACCCCGCCGAGGAAGAGUUUACGCCAUUAAAUGCUUCAAAAGUGUACGUGCUAAACGAAAUUCUGGCCAGUGGUUUGGCAAAUCUCCCCCCAAAAAGAGCCAACAAUACCCCCUUGGGACUCAACGACAACGCCUGGUGCGCCUAUCAUAGGUGCAGAGGUCAUUCUACGGAAAAGUGCUUCCGCCUAAGAGAUUUGAUUGAAGAACUAAUUAAAAGCGGACACCUCCGAAGGUUCAUUGACGAUGCAGCGCAAGGCCGAGUCGUCGUGCCAAAAAUCCCCAGGCACGAGCCACGAGAUACUCAGGGGCCAAGUAAAGAGCCUCCAAAGGAGAGGAUCUCUGUUAAUACAAUAGCGGGGGGGUUCUCAGGAGGAGGUGAGUCAAGCUCAGCAAGGAAAAGAUACGUGCGUCGAGCCAUCUCAGAGAUAUAUCUCGUGAGACAACCCCAACCACUCGACGUUCCGGAUUUGGCAUUUACUGCAAGGGAUGGCCUGGAGGUAGCGCCCCAUGACGAUGACCCUUUAGUAAUACAAGUCCAAAUCCUGAACUGCGAUGUAAAGAGAGUACUAAUUGAUUCAGGGAGCUCAGCAGACAUCAUGUACUGGGAAGCUUUCAAGGCCAUGCAAUUAGCGGAAGAGCAAUUGCAGCCGUACGCCGGAGCUCUAGUUGGGUUUUCCGGAGAACAGGUAGACGUGAUGGGCUACGCCUCACUACUCACUACCUUCGGAGAGGGAAGUAACGCCAAGACCAUUAAAGUGCGAUAUUUGGUGGUCAAAACUCCGUUCACCUCCUACAACAUUAUCAUAGGAAGACCUGCUUUCAACACUUUAGGGGCGGCCAUGUCCACCCUGUACCUAGCAAUUAAAUACCCUCUCGAUAACGGAGGAGUAGGAACAGUUAGAGGCGAUCAGAUCCUCGCCAAAAAAUGUUACGAGUCCAGCUUAAAGAUACGGCAUCGAGCAUCCAAUACAAAUGGAGCAUCCGAAAGAAGACAAGCCACAGUUCCGGGUGGCAUAAACAUCAUUGAAAAUUCAGACAUGGAUCCAAGGGAAGAAUUUCAAGAUAGAAGGGUAAGCCCUAUAGAAGACCUGGAACAAGUUCAAAUCGGCGAUCACCCACACCAAACAACCAGUUUAGGAACGGCAUUGCCCAAUGAGGAUAGAAGAAGAAUCAUCAAAAUCUUGAAGGACAACGCUGACCUAUUUGCAUGGAAACCCUCAGAUAUGCCAGGGAUUGAUGAAGGGGUGAUAACACAUAGAUUAUCAAUAUCACCCAACACGAAACCAGUCUCCCAAAGAAAAAGAAAGGUUGGGGAGGAAAGGCGAGCUGCAAUAGCGGAAGAAGUGGAGAAACUAAAGGAGGCUGGAUUCAUUGAAGAAAUAAAAUACCCCUCGUGGUUGGCGAACGUCGUCAUGGUGAAAAAGGCCAACGGAAAAUGGAGGAUGUGCGUGGAUUUUACGGAUCUAAAUAAGGCAUGUCCCAAAGACCCAUAUCCUUUACCCAACAUAGACAGGUUGAUUGACGGCGCUUCAGGAUGCAAGAUGUUGAGUUUCAUGGACGCCUACUCAGGGUAUAAUCAAAUAAAGAUGAACCCCACAGAUGCCUGCCAUACAGCCUUUAUGUCAAAUACCUGCAAUUAUUUUUACAACGUUAUGCCUUUCGGGUUGAAGAACGCAGGAGCAACAUACCAAAGGUUGAUGGACAGGGUUUUCUCCAAGCAAAUAGGAAAGAACUUAGAGGUAUACAUUGACGAUAUGGUAGUGAAAACUCCCGAAGGAAAUCGCCAUGACGAAGACCUUUUGGACAUCCUGAGAUCAGUAAGAAAGUACAACAUGAGGUUAAACCCAGCGAAAUGUUCCUUCGGGGUGCAAGCAGGAAAAUUCCUAGGUUUCAUGCUCACCAGCAGAGGAAUAGAAGCCAACCCAGAAAAAUGUCGAGCCAUCAUAGACAUGAGAAGCCCUACAUCUGUGAAAGAGGUCCAAACUUUGACGGGCAGAAUAGCGGCAUUAUCCAGAUUCUUAUCAUGUGCGGGCGAAAAAGGCUUCCACUUCUUCGCAUCCCUUAGGAAAAAUGAAAGAUUCUCCUGGACGCCCGAAUGUGAAAAAGCCUUCAGGCAACUAAAAGAAUUUUUGGCAUCGCCGCCCAUCUUGACACGCCCAUUACCAGGUAAUACCCUUUACCUUUAUCUUGCAGUCUCUGAUAGAGCCCUAAGUUCAGCUCUGGUUCAGGAAGUAGAGGGCGAAGAAAAGCCUAUAUAUUUUGUAAGUAGAACCCUUAGAGGAGCAGAAACAAGAUAUCAGAGGAUAGAGAGGUUGUCUCUUGCGGUGGUUGUCACAGCUAGAAAAUUAAGACAAUACUUUCAAAGCCACAAGAUAGUUGUUAGAACAGAUUACCCUAUCAAGAACGUCCUCAGAAAGCCAGACCUAGCAGGAAGGAUGGUAGCAUGGUCCGUCGAAUUGUCAGAAUUUGAUAUCACUUUUUCACCUAGAGGGGCCAUCAAAUCGCAAAGACUGGCUGACUUUGUAUUAGAAAUGUCUACCCCGCCAACAACUGAGAAAGCUGCGACUUGGACCCUCUCAGUGGACGGAGCCUCCAACGUACGGGGAAGUGGAGCCGGAGUAGUGUUGGAAGGACCAGAUGGCGUUAUGAUAGAGCAAUCAUUACGUUUCGCCUUCAAAGCCAGCAACAACCAGGCAGAGUACGAAGCCUUGAUAGCAGGAAUGAAGUUAGCAAAAGACAUGGAAGUGAAGGAGUUGAAAGCCAUGAGUGAUUCCCAACUGCUAUCAAUUAUGUUAAAUGUCAAAGACAUCACAGGUGUAAAGGUGAAAGUUUCCGAAGCAAGAAUGAUAGGAGAAGUUAUCCAAUAG